Messenger RNA from Mercenaria mercenaria, 5210 nucleotides. RefSeq names its product heat shock 70 kDa protein 12A-like. The transcript has 5 exons. Gene Ontology annotation, molecular function: ATP-dependent protein folding chaperone; ATP binding. Lineage: Eukaryota; Metazoa; Mollusca; Bivalvia; Venerida; Veneridae. The record is from RefSeq and is a predicted model, not a curated record. The coding region runs from base 71 to 1816 and encodes 581 amino acids.
CAAACCUCUUUCUGAUAUCACUUCCUGUUUAAAAUCGAAAUUAGCGGAGACAAGUAGAAACACAACUGAAAUGGCAAGUCGUUCCCGAUUGUUGGUUGGGGCAAUAGACUUUGGAACAGCGUUUUCUGGUUGGGCUUUCUCUUUCAAGCACGAAUAUGAACAAGAUCCAACAAAGGCCACUGUUAAAGUUUGGAAUGCAGGAACACUUACCACAGAGAAGACGCCAACGUGUAUAUUAUUGCAACCAGAUGGGACCUUUGAUUCUUUUGGUUACGACGCAGAAAAUAGAUACAGAGAGCUUGCAGAUAAAAAACUUCACACGGAAUACUAUUUCUUUAGACAUUUUAAAAUGUCACUCUUCAAAAAUCUUGGAAAGGAAAUAAAAAGAGGGAUGAAAAUAAGUGAUGAAAUGGGCAAGCAGUUUCCAGCCAAGGAUGUAUUUGCAAUGUCUAUUAAAUACCUUGUUGAUGAUAUGAUGCUAAUUGUAAGGCAACGAAUUUUCGGAGAGUUAAGGUCUCAUGAAAUUCACUGGGUUUUGACAGUUCCAGCAAUAUGGUCGGACGCUGCAAAGCAGUUUAUGAGAGAGGCGGCAUCGAAGGCUGGUAUAGAAAACGAGCAACUGACAAUUGCUCUUGAACCUGAAGCAGCAUCUAUAUAUUGCCGUCAUUUACCUGUUGAUGCCACUUCGGAUGAGAGUCAAAUGACAAUAUCCAAUCUUUCUACAGGCACAAAAUACAUGGUCCUGGAUGCAGGAGGUGGAACGAUUAACAUCACGGUGCAUGAAGUUCAAGACACAGACACACUAAGGGAAGCUAAAGCAGCAAACGGGGGAGGAUGGGGCGGAAUCAUGGUAGACAAGGCAUUCGAAGAUUUUCUUGGAGAACUUGUUGGCGAAAAUGUAUUCGAGACAUUUAGAUUGAAAGAAACGGAAGAUUGGUUGUAUGUGUUGCGGGACUUUGAGGCUAAGAAGCGGGAAAUAAGAAUUGAAUCGGCACGGUUUAUAAACAUGCGUUUUCCCGUAUCCCUCAUUGAACUAUGUGAGCAGGAAAAACGGAUGAAAUUCCAGGAUGUAAUUGCAUCAACGAGAUAUGCCGAAAUUGUUGAAUUAAAGCUUGACAAAAUAAAAAUGUCUAAAAUUAUAUUCUUUUACAUGUUUGGACCGUCUAUACAGUCAACAGUUAAUUACGUGAAAUCAGUCUUUAAUGACAUGAGUUUAAGAAAUGUCAAUGUAAUUCUCAUGGUUGGUGGUUAUUCAGAAUCGCCGUUGUUACAAGAAGCAUUUCGUGAGGCCUUUCCACAGAAACGUGUGGUCAUUCCUCCAUGUCCUUCCUCAAGUGUAUUGAGAGGAGCUUUAAUAUUUGGACAUAAUCCUUUGACAGUAAGUGAGAGGAUAUUAAGGUAUACAUACGGUGUCGGCACAAGUAGAUCGUUUAUAAAAGGAACACACCCUGAAAGCAAAAGGUUCAGCACAGACACUGGUGAUAGAUGUUGUGACCUUUUCCAUAUAUUUGUCACAAAACAUUGGAUAGUUAAGACAGGAGAAACACAGGUUAAGCACUGUUGUCGAACUGUUAACAAAUACCAAUCCCGAUUGGAUCUCAGAUUUUACCUUUCUGAAGAGACAAUCCCAGAAUAUGUAGACGCAGAAGGAUGCUCGAAAAUAGGAGACUUAACAAUAGAUUUCGAAGAUCCUAUUGAGGACGUUGGUCGAGGAGUCGCUGUUUCUAUGGCAUUUGGUGGAACCGAGAUCAUUGUAGAAGCUGAAGAUAAAAAGACUGGUGAAAAGGUCAGGGCGAGAAUUGACUUUUUAGGUUAAUAGCAGCAUGAUGAAUGUUGCUCUAUUCUUAAACUUAUAUCAUGUUUUAAAUAGACGCGUUUAGAAUGAGAAUGAACCUGCUAUAAAACGCACACAAGUCUCACUGCAUGGAAAAACAAUAAGUGCUUAUACUGUAUUUGAUAUAACGUAAAUCAGUGUCUUCAGAUUGAGUAUUUAGGUUUACAUUUCAAACAGUUUUUCCUUAGUUAUUAAUUGCUUUAAAGUAGACGGAGAAAAUAUUUCUUAGAAAAAUAUACACUUCAAUAACACCAGACAUGUUUUUAACUUUAUUUCAGAAUUGUACAUUACGCUGUUUUCAAAACUUUUUGUUGGGCUAGAUAGGUAAUCACGUGACAGUGUAAAAACAAAAUAUUGUAGUUCAUGUAUAUUGAGUACUGGUGCUUUCAUACUUUUUUGGCUACACAUUCCUUCAAUGAAUCAAUGAACACUUCUGAUAUGUAUGCAGUAUUUUUACACUUUUGGGGGAAGGGGGGUCUAUGCCUCUAAGAGUGGGAAAUCGCGCAGUAUUGAUUGACAAAGAGGAAAAACCACACUAAAAUAUAAAUGACUAAAUUAAUUGCAUUUCCAUUCAUUUCAAACGAUUAUGUUUAAUAAUUGUAAGAGGUUAGGUUGAAAUAUGUAGAAACAUAUAUUGUUUUUAAUUCUGAGGGGAAUUUUUGUCACCCAAGGGGAAAAAUACUAUCACUUCUAUGUGGGUAUGUGGCCAAAUUUAGCCAAUAGGUUGGGGCAAAAAUGCACUGAUAUAUAUAAUGAUCAAUUCAAAAUGACCGCUUUAUUGUAGUGUGACAGAGGAAAAACCACACUAAAAUAUAACUCAGUUAUAAUAUAAUAAAUAUAAUUUAACUUUUGGUAGUAAUGUCAAGAUGUUAUGUGAAAACCAAUUAUAGAAUAGAAUCGCAUAAUAAGUCGGUUUAAAUUGGGUUUCAAUUCGCCAAUUGUGUGUUAAUACUAACAGUUGCAUGGUGAUGCCUUAAUGUGUUUUUUUUUUCAUUUUGCUCUCGUUGACUAUAUAUUUUACUUCUACGUUUUAGCGGAUAUGUUUCUCGUGUUUACAUCCUUACAUACGCUGCUAUGGGGUCACAGUUUCAGGGGGCUGCGUUCUUAGAGUUCGAUUUAAAUACAGUUACUUUUAUUUUUAAGAUUUCCAAGUGAAAAUGACUUGCUGUUUGUCCCACUAAUUCUGUUAACCCCACUGGAGCAAACACAAUGUGUUUUUUUACCAUAGUUUGUAAUAUCUUUACAUUAUCUCUGUCAAGUGUAAUGAGAUGAUUUCGCUUAAUAGUACACUAUGGCCACCUUAUUUUGAUGCGGAAAACCAAUACUGUUUCAGAUGUUGCAGAUAUCGCGAAUCAUCGAAAACUGAAGUGCCGAAGCAAACGUUUUUAUCUUUACUUGAACAUAGAAAUACGCUGGCUGAUAUUCGCACAGAGGUAGUUUGGACCAAUACAAGACUUUUGGCUGUAAAGGCCAAGGCCACAGUUCUUUGGGAUUCUGUUUGUUCACUUGUGCGUACACCUAUAAAUAAACCCUGUUAUGUGCAACUUGACUUAUUCUAUAUUGGUCUUGAGGAAAUGAAUAUGUCUGACCAACUUUUUGGGAAAGCUAAUUGUUUUUUGUUUGGUCCGUCUGUCGUAAAAAUCAUAUGUCUCAAAAUGGCUGUUUUUGCUAAACAUGAGUUUUUUGUUGAUUGAUUUACCUUGCGGAAUCUGCCGUUGCAGACACUUCUGUUAAUAUAAUGCAUAUGUCCUUUAGUAUAAAUAAAACGGUUGUGUUAGUUAAAAAGAAAUGACAAUCACCAUUCUUUAGCUAAUGCACCAAAACAACGAAGCCGAUGUCGCUGUCAAACGUUUCCGUGUUUACUGCACGGUGCUAUGUUAUAAUAUUGCUAGUGUGAGAUAAGCGAUAUGCACUUCAGUUUUGCACUUGAUUUGUUGCUGUUGUCAUUGAAUACGUAGCCUUAGAUACCAUCUCUAAACUAUGCAUACUCUCUAUUUGGAGAGUUGCUUUAUUGGGUUUUAACAUAAAAUCUAAAGCCUUACGGGACUUUAACAAAAUGAUAUCGACAUAACCAGACAUGUUGAUAUAUAAUAUAGGCAUGUUGAACAACUGUUAACUGUGGUUGUGGUUUAUAUUUAAGCUUACUUAUAUUAUCUAAAUAUUGAGUCAUCUGAUGGCACAACGUUUUUAACUUUGUGAUUACCAUUCUAAUCUUUUAUAUAUGAGCCAACGGGGCGGUUGCAAACCGGGGUUAUUUCAAGGUCUGAGUUAGUUAAAGGGAUAGUUGAAUUAUUAGUGAUUUUUAUUGUAAAAUGAUGUAUUUUUCAAUGUUACGAUAAUAAAAUGUUGAGAAAGAAUAUUAUGAUUAUAAAUGAAUUAUGCAGAGUUAAAUCAUUUAUUAAAUAUAUUGACUAAUUGUACAAAAAGUAAGCAAUCAUUCAUUUCUUAUGACAGUCAUAAUUGCUAUUCCAGCAACAAAAGAAACGGGAUAAACUAUUUUUUUUAUCUUUGAUGUUCAUGUAGUAUGCUUUCAUCACGUUAGUUUAAAACCACAGCGGCAGAGGCAAUGUUACACUGAUGAAAGCGAAUAACGUGCGAAUUUAUUAGAACGUUGUUUUAAAUAUAUUAAUACAUGUCGUUGUUUAAAGAAGAAAAUGAUGUCAUUCAUCUGAGGAGGAAAUUUCGAAAUAAUUUCCAGUCAAUACAUGUAUGCAGCAGUCGAGGCUAGGAAAAUUUGAAACUUUUUAUUGGGAUGUCAAACUUCGUAACAUUUUGGGUCAUGGUAAUUUUCAAACUGUAUUUGGUAAAACUAUAAAACGUUUCAUAAAAAGAGGUUACGACCCAAUCGUUUUGAGACGCACCGCAUGUGUAGUGUUCAACCACUUUACAGUUAGACACUACGCUUCCAUCCUUGAUUGUGUCUAACUGAAGAUGGGGAGGAGUCUGUGAUAAGCAGUCUUUAAAUCCCACCUGGACAGAACCGUAGUAGUAUAAGAAUUGUUUGUGCGAAAACAGUAUAACCUCAUUUGACCUUUUGACCCUUGGUCAACACUGGUCAAUGCCGGACAAUUUAAAAUCCACAGGUUUUAAACCAAGUAAAAACCUCUGAUUUAACUAAAGAUGAUUAAAUUAAAGAUGAUUUAAAAUGAAGAAAACAUAUGUCUUUAUUUAAAAAUAGUUUCCAGUUAAAAACUUUAAACACUACACCGAGAGACAAAAUGUAGAAUAAGUUUGGCCUAAUAUAACAUACAGGAAGUAAAAUAUAAUGUGGUUGAAUUUAGACCACAUUUAUUUUCUGUUUAAAUCACUCUUUUACUUCCUUGUUUUGUAAUCCUUCUACAUAGAUAAAACAACUGUUAAAGACAUUAGAAAUGGC